Mizuhopecten yessoensis (Yesso scallop) is the source of this 2241-nucleotide messenger RNA. Its product is annotated as hemicentin-2-like. The record is from RefSeq and is a predicted model, not a curated record. Gene Ontology annotation, biological process: cell-cell adhesion. Gene Ontology annotation, cellular component: cell-cell junction. The transcript is spliced from 9 exons. Gene Ontology annotation, molecular function: cell adhesion molecule binding. The coding region runs from base 58 to 2241 and encodes 727 amino acids. Lineage: Eukaryota; Metazoa; Mollusca; Bivalvia; Pectinida; Pectinidae.
AUUCGGGUAAUCGUUAACAAAUUGUACACCAGUUGUGUGACCAUCGACCUGGUCAGUAUGACACUGGACAGACGAUUGCAGUGUUUGGUAUGGCUGUACAUCACCACACUCCAAGGUGUAACUGGAUUAUCCCUGGUGGUCAGUCCCUCUCCUACAGCCGAGAUCGUAUCCGGUCAGACCCUCAGUAUCACGUGUCAGUGGACAGCUGACUACACAGGGUCAAAUGCUGUUGUUAACUACAGACUGAAUGAUGGUGAAGGUAGAAUAGGUACAAUGUAUAUAAACUUUGGGACAGGAUGUCCAUCAGUACCACCACCCUACACACUUACCUGUAACAGAGACAUGAGGACACUGGGGAUACAGAUUCCCGCCAACAGUUACAGUCACGGGGACAGAUGGACGUGUGAGGGGAGAAAUGACAACUUUGACAAUACAACACCAACACAGACAGACACGACCACAGUGGACGUUAUAGAUCCACCGACUAACCCAGCCAUAGUGACCGGUAAUAGUGAUCCUGUGUAUGAUGGUGACGACAUUGAACUCCGAUGUAGUAUAAGGGGAGGUAACCCACUAGCCAGUCUGACAUGGACAUGUCCAGGUCGUAGCGUUACCUCUACAACAGCAAACACAGCAGACACGGCAGUCUCUGUACUAAGGAUACGUCUGACACCUUUAUAUAACGGAGCCAAUUGUACAUGUGUAGCUACUCAUCCAGCACAGGGCUUCAUGACAUCCCACACCGAGGUCUUCAACGUCUACUAUGCCCCUCGUAUCCAUGCCCUGACGGUGACUGACACGUUCCCCUGGCUGGCCAGAGAUACUUAUGUAGGCCGUCUGAGCUGUGACACUACAGCCGGUAACCCGCCUACCACACGGUACACGUGGUACAGGGACGGUACACCGGUCAGUUCCCAGACAUCACAGACGCUCCCCUUUGACCCACCUACCAGCAGUGAUGGCGGACGGUUGUACAGGUGUAGGGCUGAAAACGACUUCACCGACGCCAAAGGAUCGGCUCCGGAGUUGGACAUAACAUUAGAUGUACAAUAUGCUCCAGUUAUAACACUCUCGGCGUGUCCAGAAACAGUUAACGAGACAGACAACUACCGGUGUACCUGUACAGCUGUAGGUAACCCCAACCCUACUGUUACCUGGUAUCCUCGGGAUUCGUCGACCAACAACAUUCUGGACUUACCAUCUAUCAACAGGAACAAGGCCGGGCGGUACACAUGUAAUGCCACGUCAUCAUCUCAGAAGUUUGGGUCGCUAUAUACCCAGUCCGACCUCAACCUUGUGGUACAGUAUGCCCCGGAUGUAGAGUUGUUAGUGCAAAACGCCACGGAACACGAUACACAUUUAGUGAUGACAUGUAAUGCGGCAGGUGUUCCAAACAUUUACACUUACGGUGCUUGGACACAUAUGUACGGCAUAAUUCUCGUCAGGACCCUCACUGGUGACGUCACGACUGACGGCAGGACCCUCACACUGGCCAGCGUUUCAUAUCAGGACAGUGGAACUUACGCCUGUCAAGUACAGAACUCUAUCAGGGGGAGGGACGGCCAGCUGAUACAGACAGAAACGGCUGUCUUUGAUGUCAAAGGAAGCCCAAAACUACUUGAGGGUGGAUCGAUUGAUAUUGCGAACAAGGGCCAACCUUUUCGUAAGUCACUGGUAUUCAUCAGCAACCCUCCUCCAACAGACAUGUACAUCAGUAGGGAAGAGCGUCUCUCAUCCACACAGAAUCUUACGAUCACAUUUACAACAGAGAGCGUGUCCGACAUUUUCUACGGCAAGAUUCUAACACGUCCCGGAUACAAAGUAAAUUUGUAUUUCCCGACAUUCCAAAUCCAUCAGAUGGGAAACUAUAGUCUAACUGUCAUCAACCCGAUAUACCCACAUUUUGUAUUUCACUUUACUAUCUUAAUUAUAGAUGUCCCAGACACACCGACUGACCUGGUCGUUGACCAGAUAACAGCGAGUUCUGCCGUAGUGUCAUGGAAACCGGGUAAUAAUCGAGGCCGAGAGGACCAGCAGAUCCAUGUUUGGUUACUACAGCAGUCGUCAACCACGUGGGCCAUUAUAGAUGUCACUGAAGAAACUCCAAGCGUACAACUCACAAACUUGAUUCCUUCUACGACUUACACAGUUAUACUAUUCGCAACAAAUGAAAAGGGCAGUAGUAAAAAUUCAACAAUGCGAUUCACCACUUAUCAACGAGAAAAUCCGUCCAAAAGCUAA